Molecule: messenger RNA, 1557 nt
Organism: Neoarthrinium moseri
Lineage: Eukaryota; Fungi; Ascomycota; Sordariomycetes; Amphisphaeriales; Apiosporaceae
Exons: 6
Coding region: 1-1557 (518 amino acids)
Molecular function (GO): iron ion binding; monooxygenase activity; oxidoreductase activity, acting on paired donors, with incorporation or reduction of molecular oxygen
Source: RefSeq, a predicted model, not a curated record
AUGGAGCCCUACGAGAAACUUGAUCCACUCGUGUGGGCUCUGGAUAGAGGAAGUCUCAUGCGAGAAGCCUGGGACGGCAGCCCGAUUAGACUUGCUACUUUGGCUUGCCUGGUGGUGUGCAUAUCGAUUAUGAUUUGGUACGUUCGGCCGAAUUCUCAGGCACUUGUACCAGGCGUCCUGGUUGUUGGAGGCAGCGAUAAGAAAAGUGUGCGGGAAAGCCGAGAGAAGUUUCGACAAUUUGCAAAGGAAAUGCUGGAGCGCGGUUACAAAGAGUCCGGCGGGGGGUUCUUCUACGUCCCUAGCCCACUCGGAGAGCGGUUGAUGUUGCCUGCCAGCUGCCUCGAUGAGCUGAAAACUGCGCCUAUAGACCACAUCGACUUUGUUGCUACAUUCAUCGAGAUGUUCGAAGGGAAAUAUACAACUAUGGGCAGCAGAUCAACUCUACACCCACGUGUGGUGAAAGCUCAACUGAACCACCAUUUGGACGAGGUCAUGCCCGCCGUCCAGCAGGAGAUUAUCGAGGCCUUCCAUGAUGUUUUUCCAGAUUGCGAAGACUGGACGCCAGUCCCUGUUGUUGAAGCACUUACACAGAUUGUGGCCAGGGUGUCAAGCUGCAUGUUCGGAGGACGUGCUCUAGCUCACGACAAGGCAUGGGUCCAGUCAUCCAUCAACUUCGCCAUCGAUGGAUUCAUAGGCGCGCAGAAGAUCAAGAAGUACCCCGAAUUCUUGAAACCAUUGGCUGCUCGGUUCAUGCCAGAAAUCACAAGCAUAGCGAAGCAUUAUGAGGCCGCAGAAGCUGCAGCGAUUCCUAUCCUCGAAGCUCGGCAACGCAGCGGAGAGAAGGCUUUGGAUCUGCUCUACUGGAUGUCUGAACAGGCCGUUGGCCCGGAAAAGGACCUAAAGUUUCUUGCCAGCAUCUUGCUCAAGGUCAGCUUCGCUGCCAUACACACUAGUGCCGCAGCCCCAGCGCAACUCAUCUACGAUCUGUGUGAGCAUCCCGAGUAUAUUCAGCCUCUCCGUGACGAAAUUGAGAGUGUUAUUGAUGCCGACGGCACGAUAGCCAAGUCCAGCUUCCUCCGCAUGACAAAAAUGGACAGUUUCAUGAAGGAGAGCCAGAGGUUCAAUCCGUUGCUGCUGAUCACGUUUGAACGUGUUGUUCACCGCCCAUGGACUUUGUCUUGCGGCUUGACGAUCCCAGCCCACACCACGGUUGGAAUUCCGACACAAGCCAUCACCAUGGACCCCAAACUGUAUCCCAACCCCGAGGUAUUUGACCCCUUCCGCUUUGAGAGGAUUCGAAAAGAGAACCCCGAGUUCGAGGGGCGAGCCCAGUACGUUGCAUCAAACCCGUCCUCCAUGGCUUUUGGAUACGGGCGUCAUGCUUGUCCAGGUCGUUUCUUCGCCGCUCAGGAAAUCAAGGCCAUCAUGGCAUACCUGCUACGAAAAUACGACAUCCGCUUUUCGGAGGGCCAGAGUCGGCCAGAGAGUCUCCGUGCGGAGACUCAGUUCCUGCCGCACCCAACAGCAACUGUGGAAUUUAGAGCAAGAGACAUAUAA